AUGGAGGACAGAUACGACAAACUGACUUGUCCUGACGGCUCAAAUGAUGACCUCAGUCUCGCAGCCUACCAAGAAGAACAACAAGUGUCGCUGUCCAUGGUGAGGUCCGACGCAUACGUGAACCACCAGAAACGAUUAGCCGUACUGCUGUCUAUUCUCGCUGGGCUCCUGCUCUCUGUCAGCAUUGGUCUGGGAAUGUACUACCGUACCUUGACAGACGGAGAGCGCAUUAUCAAAGACAUCCAAGCUGAAAUCGCAAAGUUUCAGCAGGCCUACAAAGCGGCAAUCAACUCUAAGCUUGAAUUCAGUAAGAUUUUGGUGGAUGACGCUAGAAUCCAGCAGCAAACCAAAUGGGAUCUUGAUCACCAGGGCUCCAUCAAUGCGGCCUAUCAGAAUGAGUUAGACAAAAUACUAUCGCUCAAUGCAGGCCUGAAGUCUCACAUACUGUUACUAGAGGACGGUUGCAGACAUUGUUUACCAAGAUGGAAUUUCAUAAAAGAUAAAUGCUACUACAUCCCUUUCUCUGAUGAUAUGCAGCUCAGGAGAUGGGAGGAAAGUCGAGAGUACUGCAAGAACUUUGGUGCCGAUUUGACUGAAAUAAACAGCAGGGAAGAACAGCUGGCCAUCAAUGAUUUAAUAACGACCAAUCACAAUCAGCAACAAACUACACAUGGUUAUUGGAUCGGAGCCAGAGAUGAGGAAGAGGGGAUGUGGAGAUGGUUGGAUGGGAGACCGGUCGUGGAGAGUUUCUGGAACAUUGGAGAGCCAAAUGAUGUCGGGGAUGAAGAUUGUGCUGGUAUCUUUCCCAAGCCAAAUAAAAGCCCAUAUAAGGACUGGAAUGAUGUCCCCUGCAGCAGCCAUCUAAAAUGGAUAUGUGAAAAAGAACCCAAUUUGGCUCAAUAG
Messenger RNA from Knipowitschia caucasica, 903 nucleotides. The record is from the annotation of a GenBank genome assembly. Lineage: Eukaryota; Metazoa; Chordata; Actinopteri; Gobiiformes; Gobiidae.